AUGCUCACAGCAGUAACAAAUGCAACGGGAAAUUCGGCUGGUGCAAAACUGAGGUGCUUGUACACGAAUGCCCAAAGCCUCAUGUCGAAACUAGACGAACUAAAACUUUGCCUUGUUGAGCUGUCUCCAGAUGUUUUAGCAGUAACUGAGACCUGGCUGUCCGGGAAUAUUAGCGAUAACGAAGUAGCCUUGCCUGGAUACCAAAUUUAUCGGAGGGACAGGGAACAUCGUCAGGGUGGUGGUAUCGUUGUGUAUGUGAAUGACGGUCUGAAAGUGUCGGAUAACACCACCAAGUUUGCGUGCAGUACGGAAGCUAUCUGGUUGACCAUCAAGGCUACCGGUUCCCCGUGUCUCGAUGUCCUCACUGUUUACCGACCACCUAGGACAGACCGAAUCGCCGACACUCAACUAUUGGAGCAGUUGGAUAAAUUUUCCAGUCGACCUAACAUCAUGAUCAUGGGCGACUUCAACGCACCAGGAACAAACUGGAAUACCCUCCAAGCGUCAGGUCCAAAAUCGGCAUUCAAUUACCGCCUGUUGAGCAAGACAUUAAAUGCGUGCCUCACACAACAUGUAAUGUUCCCAACGAGAACACGUGAAGGACAAAGGGCAAACUGCCUGGAUCUGGUCUUUACGAAAACACCAGACAGCAUAGACGAGAUCACCUCCUUGCCGCCCCUUGGCCGAAGUGACCACGUAGUGCUUAUGUGGGAUUAUUCGUUAUUCUCCAUUUCACAUACUCCAGACCACAAAAGGCGUAAUGUUUGGCGGGGCGACUUCAGUCAGAUGAGGGCAGACUUAUCCGGUCUUGACUGGGGCUCUUUGUUUACGGGAAGUGCCAACGAUGACUGGGAGCUGUUCAAGAAUGUCCUUCUGCAGCUCAUCAACAACCACUGCCCACUGACUAGUGUAAGACUGAACAAACGCCCUGGGUGGCUAAAUAGCAACCUCAAGAAAGAAAUCAACAGGAAGCACAAAUUGUGGAGAAAAUACCGCGUCACUAGACAAGCUGAAUGCUUCAACACCUACAAGACACAGAGGAACAAACUGAGGAAGUUGAUAAUGCAGACGCGGCGGGAAUUCGAGAAGAACUUGUUACAAAAAGCAACGCAGGACACAAAAUUGCUCUACAGCUACCUCCGACGAACUACAAGGAACAGGCAUCAAAUCCCCUUGAUAAAGACUACUGAUGGCGUUGAGAUCGCUGAUAGUAGGGAUAAAGCUGCGUAUUUUUCACGGUUUUUCCAAUCAGUCUACAAAAACGAGGCAAGGUUCCUUCCUCCCUCCACAGAAGAACUGCCGACUCCAAGCGUCAGUGAUAUACUCUUCUCAGAAGGCAUUGUCCGACGAGAAUUAGAGGCAUUGAACGAAUCGAAGUCGACAGGACCAGACGAGAUUCCAUCCAAGCUUCUGAAGGAACUUGCCAGUGAGCUCUCUGUGCCUUUGUCGAUGCUCUUUCAAACGUCAUUUGACACUGGAACACUUCCUGUCGAUUGGAAGCUGGCGCAUAUUACUCCGCUACACAAAGGAGGUAACAGGGCAGCGACGACAAAUUACCGGCCCGUAAGCUUGACAUGCAUUCUCUGCAAAGUGAUGGAAAGGAUCAUAAAGACUGAACUGAUGCAAUUCCUGGAAGUUCACGGCCUGCUAUCGAAAUGCCAACAUGGGUUCCGAAAAGGAAGAUCCUGCACGACAAACCUACUGCAAUCUCUCCAGAGCUGGACCCAAGCUCUCGGCGACAAGCACGCGGUCCACAUAGCCUUCAUCGACUUCCAGAUGGCGUUCGACACUGUGCCACACCAAAGGCUCUUACAUUAACUGAAAAAAAUAGGGAUCGGUGGCAACUUCCUUAAAUGGAUCGAAAACUUCCUUGUGGGUCGACAGCAGGUUGUGUGCGUUGGUCGGGGAAAAUCAGAUCCGGCUAUGGUCGAUAGUGGUGUCCCCCAGGGUUCAGUUCUGGGACCCAUUUUGUUCCUUAUCUACGUGGACGAUGCCGCAGGAGAUUUGGACUGUGAAGUAGCAAUGUUUGCGGAUGACAUGAAGAUAUGGAGUGUAAUUCGGAGUCCUGCCGAUGAAGACAGACUGCAGAUGAACCUGAAUCGGUUGGAGGAGUGGUCAAACCGUUGGCUCCUGCGGUUCAACGUUGCCAAAUGCAGCAUACUUCGCCUAGGCAACACAGCCAGAUCCGCCAGCACAAGAGGCUACUUUCUGGGCGGUGCAGCCCUACAAGAGGUCAAAGCGCAAAGGGACCUCCGUGUGCUGACGACCAGUUCCCUAAAACCAUCCGCCCACUGUUCGAGGGUGGCAAAAACCGCAAUGUCCGUACUGUACGCCAUCAAGCGUGCGUUUAUGGACUUUGAUGAAGAAGCUUUCUCUAAGACAUUCGGAACAUUCGUCCGGCCGCAUUUAGAGUACGGCAUACAAGCUUGGAGGCCGUUGGCUGUUGUGGAUCAAAACUGCCUCGAGAGAGUCCAGAGGAGAGCCACGAAAAUGGUUAGGGGUCAAAGCUCCUUUCCUUAUGUGACCCGCCUAGUAAAUCUGAACCUCUUUCCAUUGAGUUACAGGCAACUUCGCAGAGAUCUGUUGCAAGCCUUCCGCAUUGUAAAGGGGUUGGAUUGCAGUCUGGCCUUCGAUGACUUUUUUGAAUUUGCUACCACGACCAACCUCCGAGGUCACCCGUUAAAACUGCGCACUCAGCAGGCACGGCUGGAUGUGCGGAAGUUCUCCUUCUCGGUCCGGGUGGUCAAACCAUGGAAUGACCUUCCCGCAGAUGUUGUGAUGUCACCAUCUAUACAAAGUUUUAAGAAGAAUCUGGACAUAUUUAUGUUCCGAAAUGACCAAGAGCGAUGAGAAGUCGAGCUCACCCCCCUGUAACUCCUUCUCAUUUUGUCCCACCAUUACGGGCAUGUUCGAACUAUUUCAGCCCAGAACAUCUAUCUGUACACCACACAUUUUUUACGUUGCAAAUAGGGUACUCAAAGGCUUACGCCUAUUUCCCUCAAUAAACUGAACUGAACUGAACUGAACUAUUUAGUGACUAUCCGGCAUUUAGAACAUAAAUUUUGAAAGGAAAGGCUGUUUGUUUCUGAGGGAGGUGGGCUACGUCGUCCAGUGCUGGCUGCCCAUGGAACGCAUUGUCUGAAUGCACCCAUCCGGUUCUGCAAAAUGUUGUGUCAUGAAAAAUUUCUGACGCAGAUAAAGGGGAGUGGGGAUUUGUGGGAGGAAAUGGCGAGCAGGGUAACUGGGGCCCAUUGUUAUCUAGCUCAUUUUCGGCUUGAAAUCCACGUGCGGGAUACUGUACCUUAUUCCCGCCCGAGCGAGACAGAGGGGCGGAUGAGUUAACUGUCCCAGAAUGGACACUAGCAUGAAGAAUGCAUUAGUAAAACUGCCGUGGAUGAAAAAUGAUUGGGGGUGGGAACGCACUGCUUCUAUUGGAGCAAGAAUUCUAUUAAAAGGCGGGAAUAUCGGCAUAUUCGGCCUAACCGUCAUCGUUUGCGGACAACAAAACACCAAUAUAUCUGCUUGGAGAUGGUCUCCAGCUAUUGUGUAAUAAAUCAAAUUUUUCUCGAACUUUCCUUAAUGUGAACUCCCAAAUAUGUGCAACGGAUAUCAGUGAAUAUUGUUGAUGUUCUUAGAGAUUUAUGGUAACAAGAUGGGUUGAAAACGUUAGACUUAUCCUCCUUAACUUACAGGCACUUCUGUUGUAUCCCGCUGUGGACGUUCUGGAAUGUCUGCGGCAAUGGUUGUUCGCCGAGAUCUUGAAAUACUUUUAGUUUACAUACACAGCUUGACUGGAGGUUCAACUUGCGGCAAAUUCUUGAACGUCAGUAAAGUUGUCCAGUACAAACUGCCUUCCCUGACAUCUGAUUUGGGAAUCAUUGUAUUGUCGGCAAUGACCCUAUGCCUGAAUUUCGUUUGAUGAAACAUGUAGAGUUCACAGAUUCGCACGAAAUUUCCAACCUCCGAUGGCAAUGUUAAUAUCGUAAAUGACAUCAUUAUUCAGGGAGGUAUAGUGCUAGAAUUAUGCUACUCGGGGGUAAAAACUAGCGAACAACUCAUUGAUCUUCAAUUUUGGUUUCCCUUGUUUUAAUAAGCGAAGCAUAUUUUUGUGGUCUGUAGUCGAAUCCUGGUUAAUUUCGUGUUUUUCUAAUUCUGCUUGUCUUUGGAUUUUACAUUUACAUCCACGUUUCCUAUUUUGCUGUGUGCUGUCCUUCUAUCGUACAUCUAAAACGAUUCCAACAUCCCGCGUGCACAUCGCCUUUCUACACAGAUUUGACUCCAACAAGGACCGUAUAUAUAUAUAUCAAAUAUUGCUUCGAAGUGUAUACUUAUAUUCACGUUUUGCGCUCAUAUAAGCUUUUAGCGUUUUAAGCCGAUGACUGCGACUACUGUAUUUAUCGUAAGUCUGCGCGGAAAUCUCUUAUAAGCAUUCCACUUUGCGGAAAGAAUGGACUGCAGCCUCACCUUAGAGGACUUUUGAAUCCGCUACCCUGACGAACCUCUGGUGUAGCCCGUUCAAACUGCAUAUUCAGCAGGCAAAGCUGGUUGUGUGCAAGUUCCCAUUCUCUCUCAAAAUGGUCAAACCACGGAAUGCUAUCUCCGCACACGUUGUGGUGUCAGCAUCGACGCAAAUGUUUACGAGGAACCUUGAUAUAUUUAUGUUACGAAAUGAAAAAGAGCGAAAAGAGAUUGAGCUCUCCCCCUCCCUAAUUGCAAAAAGGGCUCUGAACGCGCUCGCACAGAGCUCAUUUCUCGAGCUGCGCGAGCUUUAUUUGAAUUCUGAUGUGAUCGUUGAUCCGAGCUUGCUCGGAGCUCGCUAAAACGAGCCCUAAACGAGCUCUGGGAAACGGGCUUCCGACCUCCUUCCGAGCUUGAGCCGAGCUCGAAAAAACGAGCUUCUCGGCUUACUCAGUGAGGUGUCCCCUUCACCAUACUGCCUUAUCGCCCUUAAUUUUCUCCUCACCAAGACCUCGUAAAGAAAUCAAAGCAUUACAUUUCAACAGAAAAAGUUGUCUGUUAGUAAAAAAAAACUAUGAGACAUCUGUGGGCUCUUAUAAUACUCUACGGCAGUCGGUCCCCUUGUUGGGUGCCCGAUUCGUCCAUUGUGGAAGGCCUACAAGGGAAACACUUCACAAGUGUAAAUGAACACAACCUUGCCUAUUAUAACCAUUGCGAUUUAUUAGUAACACAAACAUAUCAUAAAUCACCACUUCUUGGUCGGCUCCUGGAAGCCCAUGGCACUUCUUUUGAUAACGGCUCUCCGUUUUAUCACUAUACAAGGCAUCAGGUUUCAUUCCUCACCCGCCUAGGUGAAAUAACUUACACGACUUCGUUAAGCGUAUAUUCGCUGCGCUUCUUGAGGACGAGAUUAAUCUCCACGUGAACGUAAAGGAGCGUAAACUAAAAGACAGCCUCAGUCAGUCGGAGGUUGAUAAUGUCAUAUUGGGCAAGUAUGCAGUUUAGUGUCCCACUGUCUAUAUAUGUAGAUAUUUUCGCCGUUUAGAACAGUACUGCCACUGCCAGGCUAUCUGAUCUGGAGUCUGAACUCACGAAGCAAUCCAAACGGUCGUCAGACAAUUGUGCCCAACGGAUUCAAAAGAACGGCAACAGGACUAUCCGGAUAGCUGAAUUAACUUCAAGGUUUAUAUGCUUAAUUCUGUCCUAUAGAAAACAAUCCGGAAUGUUCGACGAGAGAUCUAUCUUCAUCCUCGCAAGCGCCACCAAUGAAUCAAAUUUUUUAAUUCAGUUAAUUCAACAAAAUUUUUCCAUAUAGGUUGUCUUCAAAAUUAUUGACCGCGGCUGGCAUAGUUACGUCAAUUUCGUCGUUCAUCUACACGUACAAUGGCGGGCUAAGUAGGGCAGGAAUGGUAUGACAAAGGCAAUUUAAAAGUGAUAGAAUAACGUACGGGUAUUGGGUUAAGUAAAUGCAACGCAUGCAGUGCCUAACGUCUCGCUAUCGCCGUUCCUGGAGUAUGUUGGAAAACAUAUAUCUACUUGUUAUCUUAACAGCGGACAAAAUCGACAUCAACUCGAUAUAAAUAUUCCGGAAAAUACAUAUCUACUCGAUAUCAUUUCGACAAAGUUUGGUACUGUGGUGUCUUUUAGAAGUGUUUUUCAGUGCUUUUUCUAGUUUUUGUUGGUCCGACUUAUGGUCCCUUUUCUAUAUACUGAAAACCUCUGAAAUGCAUUUUUUUCAAUUCAAUUCAAUUAUUUUAUUAAAGACCCGUCGGGGUCCCAUCAAAGCAAGUAAAAAUAAAUUUACAUGCAAAUUUUAGACGAUGUAGGCAAAAUCUGCACAAAGUGCAAUGCAUAGUUUUUGAGAUUAGAAGUCCGUUAAGCAAAAUGAAAAUUAUACAAAGCACAAAUAUUACCCGGGAUGACCGCGUAGAUUGGAGGUUCAAGUAAACCCCGACUGCCCUCUUUCCAUCCAUAGAAGAUUAUAAAUUUGCUACAUCUUCUGUGAAGAAGGCGAAUAAUAUUCUUUCAGCAAAUCCUGCCAUAUUUUCACCUCCCAUUGAGCACAAAAAGGAGACACCAUUUAGCAAACGCAGUCUGUACGUUGCAUCUGCUACUGCCGUCGUCAGUUCCUCGUAGGCACACAUUGUAUCGAUACGUUGCACAUUAUGCCCUUCAUUUGCUGCCGGCUGCAAUGCCGCUGCUGUCAGACGUUGAACCUCCUGGCGAAGGACCGAGUUUCUGCUUUCUGUUCACUGAGCUUGAACAGUAUCUGGUAAAGGGCUUCAAUCAUCCACUGCGGCCGCACAUUUUGCUUAUGAUGUCUACGUUCAGACUGUGAACGGCUGUGAUGACGCCGUUUAAGUCUAGGUGUAAUCAUCCUCGGCGCCUGAUUUAAAACAAGCGUAUAAGCAAAGGAAUAGCUUACUGGUAUACCUGAAAGCUAAUCCCCUGGCAAUGUAACGCUUGAGUCGUCAUCUGUGGACGAUACCUAAAAGGUAAAUUUGUCAUUUGUUUUUCUAAACCUUGCCGAUGAGGACGAAGGGGACCGAACGUUUCCGGACACCGAACUGGGACCCUCGUACUUAUUGUUUGGCUUACUGUUGCAAUGUGGUCUGUCGCAAAUACUAAUCUGUAACCCAUCAGGAUAAGGUAAGCAAUUAUCAGAGUGAAUCCCAUGCAAACUCCCACUAUACCCCUUCACCAAUUGCAAAUCAGUAAUUAAGGGACUGUUGGGCUGUAGCAUUCGCAGGAGGUGACCGUUUCGCGGUUGUAAUAUCACUGAGGCCAGUAAUUGAUAAGGAAAAUGCGAGGUAAGACAGUCGUCAGACGUAUUUAACCAUCAACCGAUAAGCUUCUGAGCCGCCUCACCGUUUGCAAAGCCCCAACGCCCACCAAUUUCAAUAAGGACGAAGUCAUCCUGCAUGGGAUAGCACGCAUGCUUCUGCACCGUGGGUGGCAAAGGGCAGCUGUGAUUGUCAUUCUCCAGCCUACACUUUAAAACCCUUAUUUUGGAGGACUGAAUACCAUAGUAGAAGCAGUCUUCUGCGUUAUAUAACUCCAGGUAAACCAACUCAGUCUCACCUGAGGCAUAAGGUACUAUAUUUCUAACACUAGCUAAUUCCUCAUCUAUGUCCACAGAGCCCUCACCGAGUGUAGUAACACUGACAAAUUUGCCUUUCUGAACACAUUUCAAUUGCGAAACUAAACCACCACGCAGUGGAAGUGCACCACCCACAUGUUGCUGCCUGCCCGUCCACUGUGUAGGAAGGUAGAUGCCGCGAGCCACACGCUGCAGUUCGUCUAAUCUACGAACUGCUUGUUGCAGCGUUUGCGAUGGAUUCCUAAGCAAGCGCUUGAGACUACCGAGGUAUAUUUCGAAAGGUAAGGAUGAAAAACUAUCUAGCGGACUAUGUCGUGAAACACCGUCUACAAAGUGCUCAAUGCUUUGAACAUUGUACACCAUUUCAACCUUCCCAUAUAACGAGGAAAAUCUAUCCGCAAUCAUUCGCAAUAAACGGCUACAGAAGUGAGCCCAUUACCUGUACGAACGUGGGCGUACUAAGCAACAUAUUGCAGUGAACAGCAAUAAGAACAACUACGCCCGUGUGCAGCAAGAAUUGGAGCAGUUUCGUGCCCUUCCACAUGUCCAUGUCUCCUAAUAAACUAGCGCGCGUAAAUUACUAUUAGAAGCAGAAACUGCUGAUGCUGACAGUCUGUACGCACAGCUGUGAUUCGAACCACGUUUGGAUUAUUUCAAACCACAUGCUCUUUAUGCACACCGCCAUUAAUUUUACUUUGCGAAUAAAGUACCCAAAGGUUCAGCCUACUUCCUUAAAUAAACUGAACUGAAUUUUCACGUUCCUGGGAAACUUUAGCAGGAGGCAAGCAGAGCGGCUUAAAGGGCUCCAACCAAGCAGUCUAAAUGCUAAGCGUAGCUUUGUCGGUUGCCCUAGUCAAGACAGUGGUAACAUGCCGCGAACUCCCCAAGGCCCUGGGAUGUCCAUUUUUCAAAACAUGGACCAAUUUUGGUCUUCGCGUUGCGAAUCGCGGCCUGGACGUGUGGGAGUUUCCCCUGUGGUGGGCGGCAGGCAACAGCACUUUUGCUCCCUGCUGUCUUGCGGCCCACUGUCAACACAGAUUUAUUACAUUCUCUUAACCACUGCAGCAUAAAUAACCUUGCCUAAUAUGUUGCACUACUGCCGCUGCUUCUGAUUCUCUGAUAGGAGUCUUUAGCCGAUAGUAUUUUACUAUCGAAAGUUGUGUCUGAAUUCUAGCGCUUUAUCUAAUUCCAAACGUCAUUUGUUGGAAGCUUGUAUAUUUGGUUUUUAUGGCCCACGAUAUUUGUUUUAUAUUGUGGGCCAUGAAAACCAAAUAUAAAAGCUUCCAACAAAUAACGUUUCGAACUACAUAAAGCGCUAGAAUUCAGACAUUACUUUCGAUUGAAAAAUACUAUCGGCUUAGCUAUAGACGGUUUACCCAUAGUCGCAACUAUAGGUAAACCGUCUAUAGCUACGUUAACCACUAUAUAAUCGAUCUCUGAAAUAAAACGAAGUCGUUAGCGUUAACGUAUUCCUCACUAUUCAUGAGGCCUGCUUGUAGGGCAUACGAUGCCUUAAGAAGCGUCCGAGAACCUGUAGGGAAGUGCGAUGCAACUGGCCUGAAUAUUUAUAGAAGGCUGCUUAAGUGAUAUUGCCCAAUAUUGGACUGUGGAGCCCAGUUACGCAACCGAUCUUGUACAUCAACGUGCGUCCGCAAUUUUCCAGUGACGAUGAUGCUAUCUGCGCAUAGUCAUAUGACUAUCCCCGCUACAGACAGCAGCCUCAAAUGAUGGUGACGGCCUGAUGCUUUCACGUUCCCCGAAACCAAGGUCUAACAAGCCCUCAAACGACGUCUCUCUCCCACAUUCCUCUAGUAGUGAACGGUCUAUAAUUCUGGUCCGCUUGUUUCUGUGAACAAAGUGCCCUGCUUCCUUGUCUGCGGAAACAUUGCGUCUACAUUAUUCUUCACACGUAACCGAAUUAGGCGUUCACGUUCUUUUCCAGCAUUUCAGACAAAGUUCGAGGGCAAAAUUUACAAUGAAAAUGGUAAAUAGUAAAGCACAUUAGACCACCUUCGGGCACAUACCUCACGCUACACUCAUGCAAGUGUCGGCUUUGGCGUGCGCGCACCGUGGGGGCGUGAGAAAUGAAGGCAACCAGUGAUUGCGGGUAUGGUACAACCAUGUAGUUCAAUCAGACAGCGCAAUACUCUUAUAGCAGUAAGUCGCGACAAAAUCGCAUGUAGUCACUAUACGAUGCUACUAGGACCGUGCAUCGGUUGCUGCUCAGAGGAUGCAUCUGAUAGAGGGAUGGAAAAACGCAAAAAAGACCCGGGAAAGCACGACGGCCUGGACUGUGCCUAUUUGUGCCAACCUUGGAUGCCCGUACAAAGAGGUUGUGUAGCUCCCUUUAGAAGUUAUCCUCCGCAUCAUGACUUGCUGAAGGCGACAGGGCUGUAGCCGUUCGCGAUCGAGAGUACUUUCACCCCCUGCUCACUGUUGUGCUCGUACUUGGUGCAACCGUGAUCAUGCCUGAUUCUACGAUCGUUGAUUAUACGUGGAAGCAGGAAGUAAUGGGCUGAUGAUGUCACGUUUAAUGAUAAGGGCGACCCCACCAUCUCAUCUUUUUUCCUUUUGAUGACAACUUCCAGGGAAGGUUUGUCCUGCACUUCCCUCAUAUACUUGGGCACUGUUCAGGUUCUGCCGUUCACUUCGUAAGUAACCUAAGAUUUCUUCCUGUCCGGUCAACCGACCAUCAGGUUUUAUAGAAGGAUACGAGUAUUUCGGCUUCCCAGACUGACUGAAGUCACUGUACGAGAAAAGUAUGGACACUCUCCGAUUGCUCUUCCUGGACUGCGAGUAUUGUCUUCGUCACCAGCGCACACUAUGAAGUAUACGUUUUUAAGGAACAUUUCCUAAUCAAUAAACAGGGGAGCUUAGAUGUCUCAGACAGCCCGUGCAUCUAUUGCGACCCACGUUGGACAUAAUCAAAAUACCUCAAUCAACCUGAGCCGUCCACAGGACUGCUGUCCUCCUACCUGCAAGACGUGACGACCGUAAUCGCGUUGUGACCGACCCAGCAUAUGGCUUUCUUCUGACGUGUCAUACGUAACCAGAGAUCGCGCGUUUUUAUAGAGAUCACUUUAAGAAAAUGCCUUUGCAGCCUGACCCUCAGUCCGGAGGUUGACCGAGUUCACUUGUACUUGGUGUAGCUGUGAUCAUGCCUAAUCUAGCCGGCCUCGAUUACGUCUGCGGGGGGUAACAGUAUGCGGCAGCGACUACGGACAUCUCGAUCUACUCUCCUUUCCAGCAACGGAAGUCGAGUGUGGAAGGUCCAAUAAUCACUUCAAUGUCUUGAUGAACUGUGUCGAGCCGGGUUCUAAGCUGACCUCCUCUUCGGCGCCUCCAAGUGGACAACGGGGCCAGACUGAGGGCAGCAACACUGAGCUCGUGAGGCGGACGACGAACGUGCCCAAACGACAUUAGUCGUCCAAGAUAGCCUGGAAUAUCCUCGCGAUGUCUACGGACUGCAUCCUUUGAGAAGUCGGUAUUCCUCACUCCACAGAUGGUCCUCAAUCAUCGGCGGUCAGAUACCUGCAGCUUUCGUCUAUCUCCCACGCGCGCAACCCAACUUUCACUACCGUAGACCGAGCUGGUACCUCACCUGGCAUCCUUGCGACUCAUGCAAACGCUCUUGUACUUCUAUGACUUCCUAGAGUUGUAUCACAGGAUUUAUGGAGUCGUCUAUCAGCCAGGCACCUUUGUAUCUGCGGAUGCUCUGCUGUGUACGAACAGCACCGGGGUGCUGUUACUUCCGAGUACAGUUAAUUUGUUGUAACUCGUGUGAUAGCUUGCCAACAUAACAUUGUACAUGUGUUGGGCCGGAGAUGUUCAUAUUGUGGAUACCUACAGUAGAACUAAUAGAGUAACAAUGAGUCCGGAAAAAUCACAUGCCUGAGGCGAAAUUGUCUUUGCGUGUAACCUAUUGACCUUGCUGGAGCCGGGAUCGCGGCGUUUUACCCCGUUCCUCUGGAACCAUUAUUUCCGUCAAAUAGCAACAAUUUUGUGCGGACGCUUCCUCCGUCUUGCAGACCGGCUAGCUCAUCCAAGCUGGUAUAGAGAAUUAGAGAUUCCGAACUUAGAUCGCUGUAUGGCGGAGUGGACCGCCCCCGCACGGCCUUGGUCAGUCCUUCAAGCCGCGUAAAACAGUCCAUAUCCUCACAAACCCCUCAAAUAAUGCUUGUUCUGCUUUAUUCGCCCUCUGUUGAUGCCCGUGUCCAAGUUUACGCACCCACUCACUCAAAUAUGGCUCUGAACACUAACAUCCCGCACGAGGCACCCGUUCCCAGCUUUUCAUAUCUUGCACUUCCAGUUUCUUUGAAACCGUCAACUGAGCAGAAGGCCGGUUUGACUAACACUUUCCCGGCAUUGCCGUCAUAGCCAGCCCCUAGCUUUGCAUAUACUUUUCCUUCAUAUUUUUACUUGUUAUACUCGCCAUGUCCCUUAUAGAAGAGUAUGCCUCCGCGCACUGGAAUGUCGGAUAUAGCCAAGGCAUUCUUAUACUCGUAUGAUCAAACUUUUUUAAAAUCAUCUGGUUUUUAGGUCGCUUCUUGUGGUAGGGAGCUUCUUCGCCCUUUAUGCUUCCGCUAGCUAUACAGACAAACUCCAGCAGGAAUACUGGCGGGAAAGGCGCCGACGAAUGCCUCCUGGACAGGAAACAAAAUAG
Spirometra erinaceieuropaei is the source of this 12221-nucleotide messenger RNA. NCBI's taxonomy places the organism in Eukaryota, Metazoa, Platyhelminthes, Cestoda, Diphyllobothriidea, Diphyllobothriidae. The record is from the annotation of a GenBank genome assembly.